CUCAGGAAAUCUGCAUUACAAACAAGUGGAAAAGAAAACAGUUCUGUAGCUGCAGCAGGGCUUUCAUAUCACCCUCCCGAGAAAUUGGGGCAAGCUGUCUGUCACUGGGGGAUAAGAGGCUGGAAUGUCCCCUUGGCAGAGAUCCUGCAAAAAAGGCAAGAGUAGCUUUCCCAGCUUGCUGGUUGGAGAGUCCAGCGUGUUGCUAAGGCAGCCCCUUCAGAUGGUACCAGGAAGGCAGAGGGUUAGCAUGGCUGCAAUGAUCAGACCUCAGGAACAUUACAGGUUCCUUCCUCUGUUGCCGUCCUAUGACCUGGGACAUUCCAGGGUUGGAGAAGAGCACCAUUGAACGACAGCAUCUUUGGGUUGCCUUCUGCUGCUGGGAGCAUCAUGAAUCACUCAAAGCCAUUCAUGGCAGAGGGAGACUGGUCCAGACGCUGGGAGCUGGACAGACGGAGUAUCAAGAGAACAGAAGCCAGGCUCAGCCAUGGGCUGCAGGACUUAGAGGAAACACGAGUCCAGCAAAUGAACUCAAUGGUCAAAGAGCAGAGGCAGAUUCAGAAAGAACUGGUGAGGCUGCAGCAAGGCAAGUCCAGGAAGGUGGCUCAUUUGAUUGCAGAUUUCCCAAGGGCAGUUGGUAAAAAAGCAACUCUGCCUACACUUUCUUCUUCGAUAGGAGAGCACCAGAGCAGCACCGAGGGUGAACGACUGAGAGCAUCAAAAGCUGCUUUGCCCAAGCCUGGUGGGCUCACCUUGGUGGCUGAAUCAGCCUUGCAACAUCAGACAGGCAACAGUGAUAUCAUGGAUGGUGCAGGACAGCUGUUCUCCUGGAAACGUGGACCAAUCCACACAGUCACCAGGGCCAAAGCUGGAAGCUUCCUCACAGACAUCAACCUCUCUGACAUCAGGCACUCUAUUGCCCAGCGGUUGAGUGUUUCUGCUAUGCCAGCAGAGCAAGAUGAAGCAAAGGGUACUGAGGAAGAGGCCGCAGCAGUGCUCACUGGAAAGGCUGAGGCCAGUGACACAGUUGCCGGUGACGUGAUGCCCAAGCCCUCUACCUACACAGGGAGACGAAAGAAUUCCCUCGUCCAUGAGAAGCGGGUCUUUGAUACAGAGGCCUUUGCCCGCGAGAGCCACUUCAGGACUAUGCACACCAGACCAAGCUUUCUUCAAUUGUACGCUGAAGCCAGGAAAGCUCGGUAUAUCCGACACAAGGGCAUUCCAGACUCAGAGAGGGAACUCAGCCUGCAAGAGAUAUUUGGGCACGAAGAUAAUUUAGAGCAUAGCCAUUCAACAGUGCAAACGACCAGCACAGCCCUAGCUGAUUGAACCUUGGCCUAAGGGAGGACUGUGAAAUCAGACUAUUCUGCUGACAAGGAGAGCAAGACUAGGAGAGCAACUAUGCCCAUGUCACAGACUUGUUCCGUCAUCUAGGCUGAUCUCUUGCUUAGUACAAAAAGGUCUGAGCCUAUGUGAUGUCAACUUGAAGUAAAAUUCAACUGGCUUGUUACUUUUCCUCCUCCUUUUACAAACCAUGCAGCCUGUUCAUAAGACACACAAAACUGCAUUUCCUGUAUUCAGCAUUUUAACAUGUUAAAUCUUUUGCCAUAUAAAUGUUCCAUGGUGAAAUCAGAACUUUGUUUUUAAACUUGUCUGUCUCGA
Molecule: messenger RNA, 1659 nt
Organism: Alligator sinensis (Chinese alligator)
Lineage: Eukaryota; Metazoa; Chordata; Crocodylia; Alligatoridae
Gene: CCDC190
Product: coiled-coil domain containing 190
Exons: 4
Coding region: 388-1326 (312 amino acids)
Source: RefSeq, a predicted model, not a curated record